This is a messenger RNA of Cordyceps militaris CM01, 1134 nucleotides long. RefSeq lists its product as uncharacterized. Bases 1 to 1134 code for a protein of 377 amino acids. Lineage: Eukaryota; Fungi; Ascomycota; Sordariomycetes; Hypocreales; Cordycipitaceae. The record is from RefSeq and is a predicted model, not a curated record. The transcript has a single exon.
AUGGCGGCUCCGUGUCGUCUGCGGGAACGGCUGCCCCCUCCAAGGCACCCGGAUGACGGCCUUCCGAAGAGCGAAACCACCUCCCCGUCCGACCACCGAGUCUGCCUCCGCCACCCAGACUACCCGAAAAACGUGAGCACUCUCCUGAUCCUCGCCGCGCUCGACCCUCACAAGAACGAAAACUCAAGUCAAAUACGAUACGGCCUGCAUCAUGAGACGGCGCGCAUCGCCUGCGCUAUCGUCGCCAACUGCCGCUGGGACGGCUUUCUCUCCGAAUCCAGCCGCCCCGACGCGACGCCGCUCGCGCUGGAUCCCGACGACCCCCUGUUCGGUCGCGAUUACUACUUCCACGUCCCCGCUCGCGAUGGCGACGCUGGUCCCUAUCCGACGGUCCCCUCGUUCAAGCACUUUACCUUCCCGCACAAUAAUCUGCCUCCGACGUGGAAGGCGCCCGAGCUCACGCUACCCUCUUGUCCACGCGACACCAUCCACGCCCGCGACGAGUCGUGCCGCAUCACGGCGUCCGUCCUCGGCAACGAAAUCGCGCACCUCGUCCCGCAAAAGGAAGACGCCUGGUUUGAUGCGAACCAGAUGGCAUUGUACGCUGUGCGUGCUGAGGCCCUGACGAACGCGACUAAUGAUACUAACAACGCGCUCCUCCUCCGCUCCGACCUCCACCAGGCAUUUGACAACCGGCAGUUCGUUUUCGUCCCGAAAUGGCGCGCCUGGGCGAUCCACGUCCUCUCGGGUCUGCCGGGCGAGGAGCUGGCGGCGGUAUACCACAACGUGCCGCCGCAGGCGCUGUCAGGGCUGGCUGUCGAGUACCUCUUUGCGCGGUUUGCGUGGACGGUGCUUGGGCAGAUGAUGUUUGUCCGCACCGGCGUGGCGCGCCGCCUGGUGCUCUUGGACGAGGAUGGUCGCUCGCAUACUAGCGAUGUCUCUGGGAAGGAUUGUCGCGAAGACUUCCUGGCUAGGGGUAAGAGCCGCAGCCAAAGCCGCAGCCACAGUCCCAAGAAGCGCACGCUCGACGAUCUGGUGGAAGAUGAAUGGAGGGAUUUGUCUGACUCGUCGGAUGGGAAUAUGGAUGAUUCCGACUGGGAUACACGCGGACGGCCCCGGAAACGGAUGUUAUAG